AUGCCCAAAUAUGCGAAAUUUCUUAAGGACCUUCUUAAAGAGAAGUUAGGGGAGUUGUCCAAUGUCCCGUUGAAUGGGGGAUGUUCCGCCGUUAUGUUAAAUAAGCUUCCCGAAAAGCUUACCGAUCCCGGUAUUUUUACCAUUCCUUGUCUAUUCGGUAGUAAUACCAACAGUAGAGCUUUAGCCGACUUAGGUGCUAGCGUCAAUUUGAUGCCCUUUUCUCUUUAUGAGAAGCUAGACCUAGGAGAGCUUGCACCUACCCGAAUGACAUUGUCCUUAGUUGAUCUGGCCAUUAAAUACCCUAGGGGUAUAGUUGAGAACUUGCUAGUUAAAGUAGACAAAUUCGUGUUUCCCGCUGAGUUCAUAACUCUUGAUUUGGAAGCGGAUGAGAGAGUCCCCAUUAUACUAGGUCGUCCAUUCUUACGUACCGCUAUGGCUCUCAUAGAUGUUUACGAUGGUAAGAUCACCCUUAGGGUCGGUGAGGAGAGAGUUACAUUUGAGAUAGAGCGUUCCAUGAACCACCCGAGUGGUUCGGAUGACUAUAACGGUCCUUGUCAUUCCUACAUUAGUGGAGUGGACCUAGUGGUAGGAGAGAGGGUAGAUGAGGAGGUGAAGAGUGUAGAUGAAGUCGAAGAAGAGGGGAUUCCUUUAAUUCCCGAAGUCUUAGCCAUUAGUGAGGACACCACCCAACCCCCACCCUUAGAGCUUAAGGUACUUCCAUCUCAUCUAGAGUAUGCUUUCUUAGGGGAGGGUUCCGAGCUACCCGUCAUUAUAUCGUCGAAGUUAGAAGAGGGAGAGAAGUUAAGGUUGUUAGAGGUUUUGAGGGCCAAUAGAGAGGCCAUUGCAUGGAGGUUUUCCGACAUCAAGGGCAUAAGCCCUUCUGAUUACACUCACCGGAUACUCAUGGAGGAUGAUUUCAAACCGGUGGUGCAACCCCAAAAGAAGGCUUAA
Helianthus annuus (common sunflower) is the source of this 951-nucleotide messenger RNA. RefSeq lists its product as uncharacterized. The record is from RefSeq and is a predicted model, not a curated record. Bases 1 to 951 code for a protein of 316 amino acids. The transcript has 2 exons. NCBI's taxonomy places the organism in Eukaryota, Viridiplantae, Streptophyta, Magnoliopsida, Asterales, Asteraceae.